Messenger RNA from Prorocentrum cordatum, 2307 nucleotides. Lineage: Eukaryota; Dinophyceae; Prorocentrales; Prorocentraceae. The record is from the annotation of a GenBank genome assembly.
AUGGAGCCCGACUGGGUGCCGGGGACGCAGCUGCUCGUGUCGUUCGUCAGUGAUCCUGGCUUCAGACACGAGCGUGUCAUUGUCUGGCCGUGCCACGAGGACUCGUGGGUCGUGUACACCGGGGGCGGCGAUCUGUAUGUGGAGGAGGAGAAGGAUUCGUCGAAGGUGUACCUCAUGACGGCUGGUCAGCCGCCCAGGUCGUUGCCAGACGAUGGGGCCAAGGUGGUGCAGUUCGCGAGGUUCCCGACGGAUGACGAGCUGAGGGGUCUCAUCGUGGAGGCGCGCUCGGAGGUGACGGCGCUGCGGCGGGCCGAGCCCGAUCGUGUCGUGCCGCCAGACCCCCUCUACUUUCUGUCGGAGGACGGUCGGCGCUACCCGCUCGUACGCCACCGGCUGCAGGGCAAGCAGGUCGGCCGUGCUGCCCCGCUGGGCGAUGCGGCGGCCGCCGACGGGGGCGCGGGCGCGCCACCGCCGCUGGCGGCUGGCCCAGGUAGCUCGGCGGACCAGAAGGACGGGGCCAUGGUCGGCGGCGAUCAGGCGCAUCGCUGGGUCAUCAGCGAGCCCGGCCUCGUCUGGGAGCUGGGCACACUGGUGGCGCACGGACGGGUGAGGGCGAGGCUGGACGAUCGCGGCGUGGCUGACAUCAACGGGAAUGCGGUCCUUGUUCAGCUCGUGCCCGAGGAGGAGGUCGGGGACUACGCAGCAAUGAAGGCCUCUGCUUUCGAGCUCGCGAUUCGAGAUGCCAGCGGUGUGCCCACCGAAUUCGGUCGCCGCGUCGGCAUCGUGCCGACCGAGGAGCGCGGCGCGGCGACGCCGGUCCCAGCGGCUGCCGAGUGGCUGCCGACGCCGUCGCUGCUGGUGGUCUUCCUGCCGCUGGACGCGGCGCCCCUGUCGCUGCCGCGUGACGUCUCGUCGGCCCCGGCCGUGGGAUCAUUGGUCACGGGGCGCGCCCUCGAGUACCUGGUAGAGGCAGAGGGGCAGAUGAUCAGGGCCGAUGCUGAGACCCAGCUUGACCGUGAGACAAAUGGCGAAAUCGAGAUUUUCACCGACCCGCUGCUCGCAAACAGCCGGCGGCGCUAUUCCACGUUCGUGAAGGACUUGAGGCGCAAGGGGCUGGCGGGCUUCACUCGCGAACCCACGGAGUUCGUGGGUGUGUUCUUUGUAUGGGGGAAGGAGCGCGCCUCCAUGGGGAUGGCGAUCGACUGUCGCCGCUCGAACCAGCGAUUUGUUACCCCGCCUGGCGUGGAUCUACUGUCAACUGAAGGACUUGGGCGGAUCGAGUGCGAGGCGGAGAAGGCCGACGCGUUGCCCAUCUUUUUGGGCAAAGCUGACGUGAAGGACUGUUUCCACCGCGUGCUGUUCGGCAGUCACCUGUCCAAGUACUUCUGCUACCCGGGGGGGAUGGCCAAGGACUACCUCUGGCCUUGCGCCCUUGCGCUCCCCAUGGGCUGGACGUGGUCACUAUGCUUUGCCAAAGUUGCCAACCUGGGCAUGGUGGAGAGGGCGCCCGCCGUCGCGUCGAGCCGCGUGGCAACCGACCGCGGGCCCCCUAUCGUGCUGGCGCCCUCCUCUUCUUGGCACUACGUCUAUGUGGACAACGUGGGGCUCCUCUCGUUGGAUGCCGCCUGCGUCAAGGGGGCGCUCGCGGACGCCACCGAGGCCUUUGAUGCCGCGGGCCUCAUCAUGCAUGACAUCUCAGUGGCCUGCGAGACCGCCGAGGCGCUAGGUGUGACUCUGGAUGGCCAGAAGCGCCAGACCCUCGUCACUCAUCGCCGCUACUGGAAGGUUCGACUUGGGCUCCGGGGGCUCGAGGUUCUGCUCGGCCACUGCGCGUUCGUCGGCCUCAUGUGCCGGGAGACGCUGUCCGCGUGGCACGCCGUGUGCACCUUCAUCCGCGAGCGGUACUGGGCAAAGAGCGACGUGUGGGACUCCGCGCGCCGCGAGCUCGAGUGCUUCCUUGGGCUGAUGCCGCUCCUGCGUUCUGAGUGGGAUCGGCCGUGGCUCCCGCAGGUACUUUCGGUGGGCGCCAGCCUGCGCGGCUGGGGGAUCGCUAGCUCCAGGCUCGGGGCGUCGGGCUACCUGCUCGCGCUAGCGCCCUUGCUGCGGCUGGCUUCGCAUGCUCAGCUGCCGCCGAUCGAACGGGGCCCCUCGGACGUUCAGGAGGCCGGGGUCUGGGAGAUGCGCGAGGAUUUCCCUGAGAUCCCCGGGGGCCUCCUUCGCGGGGAUUGGUGGCGUCUGAUUUUGCAUGGUAAGUGGGCCUACUCCGAGGAUAUCCAGAUUCUCGAGGCCCGCGUCCUGGUCAAAGCU